This is a messenger RNA of Jaculus jaculus (lesser Egyptian jerboa), 1084 nucleotides long. It is a transcript of the gene Sap25, whose product is annotated as Sin3A associated protein 25. Gene Ontology annotation, biological process: regulation of DNA-templated transcription. Gene Ontology annotation, cellular component: cytoplasm; nucleus. The record is from RefSeq and is a predicted model, not a curated record. The transcript has 6 exons. NCBI's taxonomy places the organism in Eukaryota, Metazoa, Chordata, Mammalia, Rodentia, Dipodidae. The coding region runs from base 1 to 1032 and encodes 343 amino acids.
AUGGUCCGGGAGGGGUCGCGGGACGCCCCGCCGCCAGGGGGCGCCAGCGGGCGGGCGUGGCAGGAGGCGGCCGGCGGGCGCAGGCGGCGUGCCCGAGGCGGCGCGGGCGUGGGCACCGACGUCCCCCCCGACGCAGAAUGUGGCCCGGGCCGCGGGAUCCCCCGGGCGCCUCGGCGGGAAGUGAGCGAGCCGUCCGCGCUGGACGGGGGCGCGUCGGCCCCGCGGGGUGGGUGCGGUCAGCCAUCCCCUUCCUGCAGCCCACCGCCCCGGGCCCUCAGCCCUCGUGGUUCCUGGAGAAGGCAGCAGCUGCAGCCGCCACCGCCGACCCCGGAGCAGACCCCGGAAAGCCCAGCUCCCCUCUCUGCCCAGGAGGAGGUCCCCUCUGCCAUGACCCAGCUGCCACCCUGGGAUCCCAGCUACCAGGCCCCACCUCGGCGGACGCCGGAGAGCGGCCGCGGGUCAGGCGCGUCUUUCUCUGGCCGGACACUGUGUCAUCCCUCGUGGCCUAUGUAUGAUGCCUGGGGCAGGAGGGAGCAGGCGUCCCAGGACGCAGGUGCCUCCUCUGGCCCUCCUGGGCUCACCGGGGAUGCCGCCGCCGCCCCCGGGAGCAGCGCAGUGAGGCUGGCGUGGGACCCUGAAGCUCUGACCCUAGGCUUCCCCGUGGUGGGCGCCGAAGAUGUCUUUCUCUUAGACCCCCUGUUGCCCUGUGGACAGCGUAUCCCCAUGUAUCUUUCUAAGCCCCCUCAGCAGGCCAUGGGGUCGCUGAAGCUGCAGAUCCCGCCCCCCAUCAUGUCCACCUGUGUGCGCCCCUCCCCAUCACCUGGCUGCUCCUCCACCUGGCUUAGUGAGUCGGAGAUAAUUGCCCUCCGUGGCUUGCUGCAGAUGAGCCAAGGGGAACCAAGACCCAGCUCCCCAACAUCUACCAGCUGCAGAGACCCCGAUUCUGACCACCUGGCUCCCAGCGAUGGGCAGAGCUGUUCCGAAAGCGCUGACCCAUCUCCCACACAUAUCCCCGACGCCCACCAUCCAUAGCCCUUUCUCCCCCAGGCUGUCCUGUUGACAAUAAAUCGGUUGGUUUGGGAAA